UGAAAUAUCUGGUUUACUCCCACCCUCUCUCAAGAUGGCAGCAGCCGAGGAAAAUUCAAGGCUCCCGCGAUUGCCAGAUCUAUUCGAAGUCAGUAAGCAGCUUCUGGACGAAGUGGAAGUAGCGACUGAACCCAGCGGUUCCCGGGUGAUCCAGGAAAAAGUAUUUAAGGGGCUAGAAUUCCUUAGGAGGGCUGCUGAAAUGUUGUCGCAGCUCGACUUGUUCAGCCGAAAUGAAGAUUUGGAAGAGAUUGCUUCCACCGACCUGAAGUACUUGAUGGUGCCAGCAUUACAAGGAGCUUUCGCCAUGAAGCAGGUCAACCCCAGCAAGCGUCUAGAGCAUUUGCAGUGGGCUCGAGAACACUUUUUAAAAUACUUAACUCAGUGCCGACAUUAUCGUGUUGCAGAGUUUGAGCUGCCCCGAAACAAGAACAAAUCAGCUGAAAAUAACACCGCUAAUUUCUCCAUGGCUUAUCCUAACCUUGUUGCUAUGGCAUCUCAAAGACAGGCUAAAAUAGAGAGAUACAAGCAGAAGAAGGAGGUGGAAAAUAGGUUGUCCACACUGAAAUCUGCUGUGGAAAGUGGUGAAGCAGAUGAUGAGCGUGUCCGUGAGUAUUAUCUCCUUCACCUUCGAAGGUGGAUUAGUAUCUCCUUAGAAGAGAUUGAGAGCAUUGACGAGGAGAUAAUAAUCUUGAGAGGCAAAGACUCUUCAAAAGAGGCAUCAACUUCUCAUUCUUCUCAUCAGGACAGGCCACCAAUGAAGCCCUUUGUUCUCACUCGGAAUGUAACCCAAGCCAAAGUGUUUGGAGCUGGAUAUCCAAGUCUAGCAUCUAUGACAGUGAAUGACUGGUAUGAUCAACAUGAGAACUAUGGAGCAUUACCUGAUCAAGGAAUAGCCAGUACAGCAGCAGUCCCUUUCCUAGGAAUUUACCCAGGGAAAACAAAAACACCUAUCUGAAAAGACCUGUGCACGCCAAUGUUCAUAAAAGCAGUUUGUAAUAGCCCAAACUUGGAAGCAACCCAGAUGCCAGGAGGACAGAUGAAUGGAUAAGAAAGCGGUGGUAUACAGUGGAGUAUUAUGCAGCUCUGAAAAAUGUGAGUUAUAUCCUUUGCCAUAGCAUGGUCAGAAUUUGAAGGCAUCAUGUUGAGUGAGACAAACCAGACAGUCCAAUACCAAAUGACCUCAUUUACAAGUGGAACUUAAGAAUAAAAGAUAGUAAGGGAGUACAUAAGAUGAAACUUGGAUGGAGUGUGGUGUCUUGCACCAAAGCUAAGGACUCUGGGGAAGGAGGGGAAGGGACAUUGGGGUGCAGUGCUAGAGGUGUGUCUCUCUUUCUGUCUCCCCCUUCCCUCUUGAUUUCUGGCUGUCUCUAACCAAUAAAUAAAGAUGAUUUUUAAAAGAAAUUAAAACAAUGGUAAAUAUGUACACACCCAUGUAAGAAUGACAAAAAACACUGGAAGUACUAAGUGCUGACAGGAAUAUGAAGCAACAGUGAUUCUCAUUUGCUGUUGGUGAAAAUGACUGCCACUUGGAAUAUAGUUUGUUGGUUUCUGACAGAAUAGUAAGCAUACUCUUUACAGGCUAGCAAGUGAGUUGAAAAUUUAGGUCUACCUGAACACCGAGGUUAUAACAACUUUAUUCAAACUUGUCAAAAUAUGAAAGCAAACAAGAGCCCCAAUACCACAUGAGAGUGCCUUAGCACCAGAAGAAGGCCUGGUGCUAUGGUAUCUGUCUCAAAUUCUCUCUCUAUCUUAAUUAAAAGAAGUCCAUGGGGGCCAGGCAGUGGCACACAUGUUUAAGUGCACACAUUCCAGUAUGUGAGGACCAAGUUUUCCCCAUCUGCAGGGGGAAAACUUCACAAGUGGUGAAGUAGUGUUGCAGGUGUCUGUCUUUUUUCUCUCUCUAACUCCCCCUUCUCAAUUUCUUUCUGUCUCCAUCCAAUAAUAAAUAUAUAUAUAUAUGUUCCUGGAGUGGUCAGACCUCAUGUGCACAAGGCCCUACAUCAUAAAAACAAGCAAAAGAGAAAGUGUUUCAUACUGAAAGGCAACAAUUUAUCAGAAAGACUGAGUACAAAAUGCUUGUGCCCACUAAAUUACAAAAGUAAAUAACCAAAUAAAUAAAUAAAUGGAGAAACAGACAAGCCUACCAUCAUAGUUGGAAAUUUUAAUACUUCUCUUUCAUAAUUGAUAAAAUAAAUGGAGAAGAAAUUAGUAGGGAGAGGCUGGGUGGUGGCAUGACUGAUUGAGUGCAUGUGUUAAAAUGUGCAAGGACCAGGGUUCAAAACCCCGGUCCCUAAAUGCAAGGGGAAAGCUUCAUGAAUGGUGAAGCUGUGCUGCAGGUAUCUCUCCAUCUGUCUUUCUUGUCUCUCUAUCUCCUCUUCCUCUCAAUUUCUGGCUGCCUCUAUCCAAUAAGUAAAUAAAGAUAAUAAAAGUUUAAAAAGAAAUUAGUAGGGACAUAGGAGAUUUGACCAAUACUAGCAGCCACUUAACCUAUUUGACAUUUGUGUAAUAUUUUAUCCAGUAAUUAUAA
This is a messenger RNA of Erinaceus europaeus (western European hedgehog), 2527 nucleotides long. It is a transcript of the gene IGBP1, whose product is annotated as immunoglobulin binding protein 1. Gene Ontology annotation, cellular component: cytosol. The record is from RefSeq and is a predicted model, not a curated record. The transcript is spliced from 6 exons. The coding region runs from base 35 to 955 and encodes 306 amino acids. Gene Ontology annotation, biological process: regulation of dephosphorylation; regulation of signal transduction. Lineage: Eukaryota; Metazoa; Chordata; Mammalia; Eulipotyphla; Erinaceidae. Gene Ontology annotation, molecular function: protein phosphatase 2A binding.